CGCCGCGGACUCGGUUUCCCGGCGUGCCGUCGGGCGCGGGGGGCGGUGGCGUCACUUCCGUCGCGCGGGAGGGGGGAGGGGCCCGGCCUUUCCGUGCUGCGCAGCGCCGGGAGCGGAGCGGCCGCGAUGUCGCGCUUCUUCACCACCGGCUCCGACAGCGAGUCCGAGUCCUCCGUGUCGGGGGACGAGCUGGUGGCCAAGCCGGCGGGCGGCAACUACAGCAAGCCCAUCCUGCUGAGCGAGGAUGAGGAGGACACCAAGCGCGUGGUGCGCAGCGCCAAGGACAAGCGCUUCGAGGAGCUCACCAACCUGAUCAAGACGAUCCGCAACGCCAUGAAGAUCCGCGACGUCACCAAGUGCCUGGAGGAGUUCGAGCUGCUGGGCCGGGCCUUCACCAAGGCGCGCGGCAUCGUGGACAAGGAGGGCGUCCCCCGCUUCUACGUCCGCAUCCUGGCCGACCUCGAGGACUACCUCAACGAGCUGUGGGAGGACAAGGAGGGGAAGAAGAAGAUGAACAAGAACAACGCCAAGGCGCUGAGCACCCUGCGCCAGAAGAUCCGCAAGUACAACCGCGACUACGAGGCGCUGAUCGCCAGCUACAAGCAGAACCCGGAGCAGUCGGCGGACGAGGACGAGGAGAAGAAGAGCCGCGACUCGGAGGGCUCCAGCUCGUCGGAGGAGGACGAGGACGAGGACGGGCUGAGCGCCGCCGCCUUCCUCAAGAAGAAGGAGGCCGGGGAGGCGCGGGGCCGCUUCCUGAAGAAGAUGGAGGAGGACGAGGACUCGGAGGACUCGGAGGACGACGAGGAUUGGGGCUCCUCGGACUCGGACACGGACUCGGAGUCGGACGAGGACGAGGGCAAGUACACGUCGCUGGCCUCCAAGUUCCUCAAAAAGGACGAGGACAAGCGCGGGGGCGAGAAGAAGCGCGAGGAGAAGGCGAAGAAGAAGCACGACCGCAAGGCGCGGCGCUACGAGGACGAGGAGGACGACAACGAGGGCGGCGAGUGGGAGAAGGUCAAGGGCGGCGUGCCCCUGGUCAAGGAGAAGCCCAAGAUGUUCGCCAAGGGCACGGAGAUCACGCACGCCGUGGUGGUGAAGAAGCUCAACGAGAUCCUGCAGGCGCGCGGCAAGAAGGGGACGGACCGGGCGGCGCAGAUCGAGCUGCUGCAGCUGCUGGUGGGCAUCGCCAACGAGAACAACCUGGGGGUGGCGCUGGAGGUGAAGAUCAAGUUCAACAUCAUCGCCUCGCUCUACGACUACAACCCCAACCUGGCCACCUACAUGAAGCCCGAGAUGUGGCAGAAGUGCCUGGCGUGCAUCGAGGAGCUGCUGGACGUGCUCUUCGCCAACCCCCAGAUCUUCAUCGGGGAGAACAUCGUGGAGGAGUCUGAGAACCUCGCCAACCCCGAGCAGCCGUACCGGGUGCGCGGCUGCAUCCUGACGCUGGUGGAGCGCAUGGACGAGGAGUUCACCAAGAUCAUGCAGAACACGGACCCCCACUCCCAGGAGUACGUGGAGCACCUGAAGGACGAGGGCCGGGUCUGCGCCAUCGUGGCGCGGCUGCAGCGGUACCUGGCGGCGCGCGGCUCCCCCGAGGAGCUGUGCCGCGUCUUCCUGCGCCGCGUGCUGCACACCUACUACAAGUUCGACUACAAGGCCCAGCAGCGCCGCCACGCGCCCCCCGGCGCCUCCAAGUCGGAGGCGGACGCGGCGGAGAACGAGGGCGAGGACUCGGCGGCGCUGAUGGAGCGCCUCUGCAAGUUCAUCUACGCCAAGGACCGCACCGACCGCAUCCGCACCUGCGCCAUCCUGUGCCACAUCUACCACCACGCGCUGCACUCCCGCUGGUUCCAGGCGCGAGACCUCAUGCUCAUGUCCCACCUGCAGGACAACAUCCACCACGCCGACCCCCCCGUGCAGAUCCUGUACAACCGCACCAUGGUGCAGCUGGGCAUCUGCGCCUUCCGCGAGGGGAUGAUCAAGGACGCGCACAACGCGCUGCUGGACAUCCAGUCGAGCGGGCGCGCCAAGGAGCUGCUGGGCCAGGGGCUGCUGAUGCGCAGCCUGCAGGAGCGCAACCCCGAGCAGGAGAAGAUCGAGAAGCGGCGCCAGGUGCCCUUCCACAUGCACAUCAACCUCGAGCUGCUCGAGUGCGUCUACCUGGUGGCCGCCAUGCUGCUCGAGAUCCCCUACAUGGCCGCCCACGAGUUCGACGCCCGGCGCCGCAUGAUCAGCAAGCAGUUCCACCACCAGCUGCGCGUGGGAGAGCGCCAGCCCCUGCUGGGCCCCCCCGAGUCGAUGCGGGAGCACGUGGUGGCGGCCUCGAAGGCGAUGAAGAUGGGCGACUGGCGCACGUGUCACCGCUUCAUCGUCAACGACAAGAUGAACGGCAAGGUCUGGGACCUCUUCCCCGAGGCCGACAAGGUGCGCGCCAUGCUGGUCAGGAAGAUCCAGGAGGAGUCGCUGCGCACCUACCUCUUCACCUACAGCAGCGUCUACGACUCCAUCAGCAUGGAGAUCCUGGCCGACAUGUUCCAGCUGGACCUGCCCACGGUGCACAGCAUCAUCAGCAAGAUGAUCAUCAACGAGGAGCUCAUGGCGUCCCUGGACCAGCCGACGCAGACGGUGAUGAUGCACCGCACGGAGCCCACGGCGCAGCAGAACCUGGCGCUGCAGCUGGCCGAGAAGCUGGGCGGGCUGGUGGAGAACAACGAGCGCGUCUUCGACCACAAGCAGGGCUCCUACGGCGGCUACUUCCGCGACCAGAAGGACGGCUACCGCAAGGGCGACGGCGGCUACCUGCGGCGCGGCGGCUACCGGCAGCAGGAGCGCGGCUCCAACUACUGAGCCCUGCCCCACGGCGCCCCCCACGGAUCCCGCCCCACGGAUCCCGCCCCACGGAUCCCGCCCCACGGAUCCCACCCCACGGAGGCAGCCCCGCGGCUCCUGCCCCACGGCGCCCCCCAAUAAAGCGCCCAUGGGAAGCA
This is a messenger RNA of Cygnus atratus (black swan), 2990 nucleotides long. Its product is annotated as eukaryotic translation initiation factor 3 subunit C. NCBI's taxonomy places the organism in Eukaryota, Metazoa, Chordata, Aves, Anseriformes, Anatidae. Gene Ontology annotation, cellular component: eukaryotic translation initiation factor 3 complex. Gene Ontology annotation, molecular function: RNA binding; translation initiation factor activity; translation initiation factor binding. Bases 127 to 2850 code for a protein of 907 amino acids. Gene Ontology annotation, biological process: translational initiation. The transcript is spliced from 21 exons. The record is from RefSeq and is a predicted model, not a curated record.